AUGGUCGUCCGUUUCGGAAGGUUUUAUGAGCGGCGCCAGAGCGACGGCGUCACCGGCCGACUUCAAUUAGCGCUGGACCCCCCACCGGUCCGAUUUGCAUCCGUGCACACUUCCGCUCAUCUCUUUUUCUUCUUGUUUCAUUCGAAUCAAAAAGAAAAAAGUGGCCAAACACGGGCUACUGUAUCUUUCGAAUGCCCUAUGAGUUUGAGUUCGGCGGCCAGAUUCAACAAUGGAAUGAAAACAAAAAAUACUCUUAUUCGGAGACGGUAAAUACAAGUCCGGUUUGGGCAAUUCGAGGUUUUAUGGUAUAAUUGGUCAGAUGAACAUGUUAUAAAAAUGACACGAUCCUUUGUGGUUUCCACAGCUGGCCUCUGUGGUUGUAAUUUGACUAUCGAUGCAUUUUUCCUUGAAGACCAAAAGUCUAUCGCGCAUGAUUCAGGGAAAACAGACUCCAAAAACUGGGUUUGAUGUGAAAGAAGUACCUUGUAGAGCUUUCUGUUGCGAUUCGAAUGGUCUAUUCAAAAAAACACAGAAAUGAGUCCUUUUGAAGAAAAACGUGAUUUUAUUUUCCCGCCUUAAAAUUUUGAAAUAUGCUUUAUCGGUGUACAGAAAACGAUGUUGCGGACGUUUCAUUAUACUCGCAUACUCGGAGAAAUAACCGGUUAUUUGCUUCAAAUUAAGGGCUUGUUCCCUGAAAAAAAAGGUUUAGUCAAACUAAAAACACACAUCGAUAAUGAAGAAAACUUAAAAUAUCUCUUUCCCAAUCGAAAUCUGAGCAAAAUCAUCAUUUUACAAGCAUUUUGCGAUCAACAAUUUGCAAAUUUUUGAUAAAGAGAAAGCUUCCACGACGAAAAGAACUUUGGUGAUAACAGAAAAAAAAAAAAUCGAAAUUUUAAAAAACGAAGAAAAAGCAAAAAUCCGAAAAAUGGCGGUUAUCCAUAGAGCAACUUUACUGCAAAAGCGCCUUUUUAGCAGGGACAACUUUUCUCUCUCCGACUUUUAAUUAUAUUUUCUCGAAAACUAGGCAGUUCUGUACGUUUCCAAGUUCACAGUUCGACAGACAAGAAAGAGCUCUAUAAAAUGGCAUCUUUAUCUUCAAACCCAUUUUUUACAGCCCCUAUGCCUCUUCAGCUCGACAAUUGUAUGAGAGUGGGAAGUCGGGUGUUGGGGACAAGAAAUUGAGAACAGACGAGGCCUCGGGGCUCAUGAACGGAUUGAAUUGUCUCCAGUGGAAACAUUCAUUCCGCUCUUUUCUGUUUAUGUUUCACGUUUUGUGUGCAGAGGCUUCAUUAUAAUCUGCAGAGUGCGAUUCUCUCGUUCAAGUUAUUUCGGAACAUUUGGGAAGGAACUUUUUCGAGUAGCACCAGAGGAGCUUCUUCUCUAAAGUUUUAGGAACAAAAAUCUCCAAAAAAGACAAAAAUUUCACAGUAAACCACGGAUUUUUUUUUCAAAAGUUUUUCUGAGAAAAAUACGUCUAACGUUCCAUCAUCAAUAAAGUUUAGAAAAAAAUGAUUUAAUUUUUGAAAAAAAGAAGAUUUAAAAAUUAUCAUUUAAUGAUGUUUCAACGAUUACUCAGGAGUUUUUAGAGUGAUCCCUAUAGGGGUUAGGAAGAAAUAAAGCUCCUACAGGGGCCGAAAAAGUGGUCCAUAUAGGGGUAAAAUCAAGUUGGUCCCUAUGGAGUCUACUUAGCCCCUAAAGCUUGAGUGGUCCCUAUAGGAGUAUUAUAGUUUUAUUCAAAAAACGCUUACUUAUUUAGUUUUUCGCAUGGAAAUGCUUCUUUGUUCAGAGUUCAUAAAAAUCAUCGACUAGAAUGUCCCCCAAACGGGACCACUUUUGCAAGCUUUAGUGACCCCUAUAGGGGUUGGCAAAGUGGUCCUCAAGGUUACCCCUAUAGGGACCACUCUGGAGUUUCUAAACUUUUUGGAUCAUUACCAAGAUGGAAAACUGAGACGUCUGGAUGCAGCUGACUUGCUCUCUCUCUCUCAUCUCUGAGGCCACAUCUGCACCAGACCAAGUUUAUAAACUGUAACUAUGCGUUUGAAGAGAUUGUUUAUGUAUCGACAGCUUUUGGGGGGCGCCAAUCGCGUUCAGUUGUUCAAACAGAGUUGUGCAGGGCCAGACGACGGAUCCAGCCUCGAGGAGCUGGAGCUGAUGCUCGGUCUCAAGCGCUUCGGUCGGCUCUUCUUCUUGGCCUUCUACGUCGUCGCGGCCUGGUUUCUCUGCUCCUUGCUUCUUCAGUACUUUCGGAGGUUCUUACUUCUGCAAAGCCUCUUUUUGAACUCUUUUUGUGUCAGAAUAUUUGGAAAGAUCGCCUCCGAACGACAUUCUUGAUAGAAUUGAUAUAAACUGCGAAGUUUGCGGAAAAACUGUAGCGGUUUCACUUUUGGAAAAAGUUUCAGAGUCUUUUCUUAGGGAAUGAUAGUCAGAUAGCUGGCGAGUACACAAACUGGAAUUUCGAUGCCGAACGCUACGAGGAAGAAAUACUGUACUCUACCGACAGGUCGGCCUUCAACUCUUGUACUCGAAGAUUUUUGGACUCCAGAUGUGCGACGGUGAAACGUUUGUUCCGAUUCAACGAGGAACCUUUGUCUUCAGAAGAGGCUGCAUAUCCUCUUGCCUACGGAAUGAUUGUUUAUAAAGAUAUUGUUCAGGUUGAUCCUAUAUUAUUAAAAAAAUUCUUUUUCCGCUCUGGGGUCUUUACGAGAAUGCAGAGCAGAGCUAAAAAGAUGGAGCUCCAUAAUUGAAUAAACAAAAAGAGCGUCCCAUUGAGUGAAUUUUGCACAUUCACUUCUCUUUUGCAAUUAAAAAAAAAGUUCCUUUUAGGUAUUAUUGAUGCUAUCUUCUUUCUACCAUCCCCAAAACGAGUACUGUUUGGCCGUGAGCGGCUCGUCCAAGCCGUUUUUCAGCAUAUGGCCAAGGAUCUUUCCAGAUGUUGGCCAAACGUACACUUCAUGGUUAGCUAUCGAAUUUAUUAGAAUCAAGGCUUGAAAACGUGACAUUUUCAUUUUUAUUUAUCAUAGUUUUUACAGUCUGUGUGCCAAGACUUGAAAUUUCACUGAACGACAUUCCGCUGUUCCGCUGCGUCGCGAAGCGUCUUUGCGAACCUCGGUCUCGCUUUGAAUUGGUUCUCAUUUCUGAUAGAUGGACUGUUCCACUAGGAACACGUUUUGGUCGAGUUUUUAAAUAAAAUUUAAAAUUAAAAAGCGGCCGAGCACGCAGCGGAAUAGCGGAAUGUCGUUGGAUGAAAUUCCAAGUCGUGGUACACAGACUAUAUCCCUGGCUUCGAGUCUCGUGAAGGCCUCAAUAGCCUUUUAUCUUUUUUGCGGGUUUAUCUGCUACUUUUUUCACCUUGAUGUACAUUAUAUUUCUGAAAAAAAUGUACCAAAAGGUGAAAAAGCCUUUGCCUGUGAAUAAAUGAAUUGCUAGAAAAAAAAUUUUGCAGCAGCGGGGACGAAUCUUCUGGGGCAGCUUCGAGAUAAUAAACGCGACCUACGGCUGUAUGGAGAUGUUGACCAAAAAGAAGUCGAAUUGGCAAUACUUCCAGGUGAAAAAAUCUUUUUUCAUCAUUCAUUAUGUUUUUCUAGUACCUAUCAGGCGUCGACGCGCCUCCUCAAGACAAACCUCGAAAUGGUUCAGAUUUUCAAAGCGAUGAACGGCACUUUCAACUCGGAGAUAAAGUCUUUCCAAAAGGGGCGCUUGAAAAAGAAAAAUGUAAGGUCAGAUGAGCAGGAACGACUGAAACUGUUUGUCGGGAGACAGAUGAGCGAUUCUCCGUUGCCCCUGUUCAAAUCCUCCCUUUCUGCGCUUGUCCCUCGCUCGGCUGCAGAAGAAAUUGUGAGAUGAACUUAAUUUAGUCGCUUUAUCGAUUUUUCAGGUUUCAUCCGAGAAAACCCAUGAUCUCAUGAUGUUCCUCAAUGGGACAGGGAUUCCAGACGAGGGAUUCUGGAGCACGCUUGGAGCAAACAGAAAGAGUAACGAGGAAAUAUGAGGCUUCUGAGUUAAAUCGAUCGUUCAGAAUUCCCUAUUCCCGGGAUCUAUCGACGGCAAUAA
Messenger RNA from Caenorhabditis auriculariae, 4050 nucleotides. The record is from the annotation of a GenBank genome assembly. NCBI's taxonomy places the organism in Eukaryota, Metazoa, Nematoda, Chromadorea, Rhabditida, Rhabditidae.